This is a messenger RNA of Schistosoma intercalatum, 1153 nucleotides long. Lineage: Eukaryota; Metazoa; Platyhelminthes; Trematoda; Strigeidida; Schistosomatidae. The record is from the annotation of a GenBank genome assembly.
UGACAUUGUUAUUGAGUCGCCGCGAAAGUUCAAAGUUUCGCCACAACUGUGCAGUUGUACUAGAAAAAUGACUAUUGGGGUUAUGGAAGAGCGUAAUCAAGACGCCACAAUAUAUGUUGGUGGAUUGGACGAAAAAGUUAACGAAUCAAUCCUUUGGGAACUUUUUCUUCAGGCGGGACCAGUAGUCAACGUUCACAUGCCUAAAGACCGAAUAAACAUGCAGCAUCAGGGUUACGGAUUUGUAGAGUUUAUGACGGAAGAAGAUGCCGACUAUGCUAUGCGUAUUAUGAACAUGAUUAAAUUGUAUGGGAAGCCUAUUCGCGUAAAUAAAGCAUCAGCGAAUCAGAAAAAUCUUGAUAUAGGUGCUAAUAUUUUUAUUGGCAACUUAGAUCCUGAGGUAGAUGAAAAGCUACUGUACGAUACUUUCAGUGCAUUUGGUGUUAUACUGCAAACUCCAAAAAUUAUGCGUGACCCUGAAACAGGAAAUUCUAAAGGGUACGCAUUUAUCAAUUUUGCAAGUUUUGAAGCUAGUGAUGCAGCAAUUGAAGCGAUGAACGGACAGUAUCUUUGUAAUCGAGCCAUCACUAUCUCAUAUGCAUUCAAAAAAGACAGUAAAGGUGAACGCCAUGGCUCAGCUGCUGAACGUUUGUUAGCUGCCCAAAGUCCUCUUUCUCAAGCUGAGCGCCCACAUCAGCUGUUUGCAGAUGCCCCACCACCUCCUCCUCCUCCGCCCCCACCCGCCCUGCUUGCAGGGACUAUGGCCCAUUCAGUUCCAACCAUGACAUCUAUCACAAUACCUGCUGGAUCUCUAGUCAUGCCGCCGCCUCCGCCUCCGCCAAUUCAAACCGCCUUGGUGGGAUUCGGGCAGUCUAUGGUUCAUGGUGCCAUGCCACCCCCUCCCCCACCUCCCCCACCACCUGUUCUGCCGAUCCCUGUUGCCUCCGCUGCUCCGACAUCCUUCCCACCUCCGCCGCCGCCUCCUCCGUCUAACUUUUCUGCACCUCCACCACCACCGUUUCAAGGAUUUCCACUCCAAGCCCCAGACCAGCAGUAGCAAACGACAGGAUCUACAGCUCCUGGACCUACACAAGUUGCAUAACAAUAACAGUAUUUCUGAUGUUUCCAGUUUCCUCUAUAAAAUAUAGUGUAAAGU